Messenger RNA from Mollisia scopiformis, 1596 nucleotides. RefSeq lists its product as uncharacterized. Gene Ontology annotation, molecular function: adenylate cyclase binding; actin binding. NCBI's taxonomy places the organism in Eukaryota, Fungi, Ascomycota, Leotiomycetes, Helotiales, Mollisiaceae. Gene Ontology annotation, biological process: cytoskeleton organization; regulation of adenylate cyclase activity. Gene Ontology annotation, cellular component: cytoplasm. The transcript has 4 exons. The record is from RefSeq and is a predicted model, not a curated record. The coding region runs from base 1 to 1596 and encodes 531 amino acids.
AUGGACGACAAAGUGGUGCCUACCGUCUCGAGAAUGGAUCUGACAGCUAUCAUCAAUAGGCUCGAAGCUGCCACCUCCCGUCUGGAGGACAUGGCAGCAUCUGCCAUUGAUAUCAGUGGCGCUCCAGCUCCUGCGCCAACCGGUCCUUUGCCUCCACCUCCGGUGACAGCGCGAGCUGCGCCCGAACAACCAAAGCCUGUUCAAGAAGCGUUGCCGGAGUCUGUGGAGGAUUUUGAUGCAUUCAUAACCGGCCCGGUCAAGAAGUAUGUCAAUCUGAGUGAUGAAUUGGGAGGGUUGGUCGCAGAGCAGGCUUCAGCCGUUCUGCGAGCGUUUGCGGAACAACGGAAAUUCAUCCUCAUUACCACGAAAGCAAAGAAACCCGACAUGAACGGUCCAGCUUUCAUGCAACUUUUGAAGCCUUUCAAUCAACUGAUUUCGACCGUCACGGAGCUGAGAGAAGGAAACCGUGGAUCACCCGUCUUCAACCAAUUGAGUGCUGUUUCGGAGAGUAUCAGUGUUCUAGCUUGGGUUACUGCAGACUCGAAACCACACAAAGUUGUCGAGGAGUCUUUGGGAUCAGCACAAUACUGGGGAAACCGAGUCUUAAAGGAAUACAAGGAGAAGGACCCGAAGCAAGUCGAAUGGAUACAAGCAUAUUAUCAAGUAUUCAAGGAACUGAUUGAGUAUGUCAAACAAACCUUCCCAAGUGGCAUGGCAUGGAAUCCCAAAGGUGUUACGGCUGAGGAGGCCAUGAAGGCAGUCGAGCAAAACCAGCCAUCUCCCCCAGCACCACAUCCCAAAGCAGUUGCUGGUGCUCCUCCGCCACCACCUCCUCCAGGACCUCCACCACCACCUAUGAUGAUCGAUGACAAGCCUGCCCCAGUUGCAGAUGCCGGCGGACUUGGCGCGGUAUUCAGCGAACUCAACAAAGGCUCAGAUGUCACAAAAGGUCUUCGAAAAGUUACAGCAGAUCAAAUGACGCAUAAGAAUCCAUCUCUUCGGGCAGGUGCGACUGUUCCGACUAGAAGUGAUAGUGCUUCUAGUAUUUCCUCGAAUCGUGGGAAAAGCCCAGCUCCUGGCAAGAAACCAAAACCUGAGAGCAUGCGGACGAAGAAGCCUCCUGUCAAGAAGCUUGAUGGGAACAAGUGGUUGAUUGAGAAUUACGACAACGAAACACAGCCGGUCGAAAUCGAAGCAUCAAUAUCACACUCUAUCCUCAUCAGUCGCUGCAAUAAGACCACGAUCAUCAUAAAGGGCAAAGCCAAUGCUAUUUCAAUCGAUAACUCCCCUCGAUUGUCUCUCUUGGUUGAGUCACUUGUCUCAUCCAUUGACGUCAUCAAAUCUUCCAAUUUCGCCCUUCAAAUUCUCGGAGUCGUUCCUACUAUCCUCAUGGAUUCAGUCGACGGCGCACAGGUGUAUCUCAGCAAAGACAGCUUAAACACGGAAGUCUUCUCUAGCAAAUGCUCGAGCAUCAACCUUCUUCUACCGGAAGGAGAUGAUGGUGACUACAAAGAGGAAGCACUGCCAGAACAGAUCCGUACAUUCAUUAGCAAGGAUGGUAAAGCUGUCAGCGAGAUCGUGGAGCAUGCUGGUUAA